Molecule: messenger RNA, 6187 nt
Organism: Doryrhamphus excisus (bluestripe pipefish)
Lineage: Eukaryota; Metazoa; Chordata; Actinopteri; Syngnathiformes; Syngnathidae
Product: ephrin type-A receptor 6-like
Biological process (GO): protein phosphorylation; axon guidance; ephrin receptor signaling pathway
Cellular component (GO): dendrite; plasma membrane
Molecular function (GO): protein binding; ATP binding; transmembrane-ephrin receptor activity
Source: RefSeq, a predicted model, not a curated record
GCACAGAUGCGCACAGGCGGCGUCCUUCAUCACCUCCCCCCUUGCAUCCUCAUCCUCCUCUAUUCAGAACCGGUCCGGACGGGAGGCAGAUAGCAUAGCCGGCACCUCUCGGAACAUCGCCGUGCCAACACGACUGGCACCGCUACGUGCGCCAUGUAGCCUCCGUGUAAAAGAUUUUAACUUAGAGCCGGCAGGAAAUGUGUUAAAGUUUCUAACAGUUUCUUGUCUGAUGUGUUGAUUUUUUUUUAAAACCGUGUGUAAAUCUUUUUAUUAAGGCAUGGAUGUGAUUAUGAGCGGCAAACAGGAGCUAAUAUAAUCAGGAACACUACGAGUGGAUUGGGGGGGAUUUUUUGGACGCGCUUUUCUUACAGUCCGCGUUCGCUCUCGGUGACCGAUGUUGCUGCAGAUAUGAGUUUUGGACCGAGAUUUCUUCCUGUUGCACUUUUUAUUGGAAUUGUUCUCACUCGCUGUGGCCGCUGCAACCAAGUUGUGCUGCUGGAUACGACGUCUGUGCUUGGAGAGCUGGGAUGGAAGACAUAUCCUAUCAAUGGGUGGGACGCUAUCACAGAGAUGGACGAGCACAAUCGGCCCAUUCACACAUUUCAGGUGUGCAACGUAAUGGAGCCCAACCAGAACAACUGGCUUCGAUCCAACUGGAUUUCUCGCCAGGCUGCUCAAAAAAUCUAUGUAGAGCUUCGUUUCACUUUGCGCGACUGCAACUCCAUCCCUUGGGUGUCUGGCACCUGCAAGGAGACCUUUAACCUCUUCUAUCACGAGACCGAUGAAGCCCACGGCGUAAAAUUCAAACCCAAUCAGUACACAAAGAUCGACACCAUCGCUGCAGACGAGAGCUUCACUCAGAUGGAUCUCGGCGAUCGUAUUCUGAAGCUCAACACUGAAGUGCGCGAGGUGGGACCGAUGACCAAGAAUGGCUUCUAUCUCGCAUUCCAGGACAUUGGCGCUUGCAUCGCAUUGGUGUCAGUGAGGGUUUACUACAAGAAAUGCCCGUUCACGCUGAGAAACCUGGCCUCGUUUCCAGACACAGUACCUCGUGUGGACUCGUCUUCGUUGGUGGAGGUGAGGGGCGCAUGUAUUGACCAUGCUGAAGAACGGGACACACCUAAGCUCUUCUGUGGGGCGGAUGGAGACUGGUUAGUCCCACUGGGAAGAUGUGUCUGCAGUGUUGGCUAUGAGGAGGUCGACGGCUCCUGCAUUGCGUGCCAGCCAAGCUUCUACAAGGCUUUUGCCGGAAACAUCAAGUGUUCAAAGUGCCCACCAAAUAGUUUCAGCUAUGGUGAAGGUGCUGCAAGCUGCCGCUGUGAAUUGGGCUUUUUCAGGGCCGGUAAAGAUCCUCCAACUAUGGCUUGCACACGCCCUCCCUCCCCUCCUCGUAACCUACUUUUCAACAUGAAUGACACAUGUCUGAUGCUGGAGUGGUCUCCGCCCAGUGACACGGGGGGCCGCCGUGACCUCACCUACAAUGUCCAGUGCAAACGCUGUGGUCCGGAACCAGACCGGUGCCAGCUGUGUGAAGAAGAACUACGUUUCCUGCCUCGACCGUUAGGCCUGACCAGCGCCUCGGUCACCGUCAUGGACUUCUCAGCACAUGCUAAUUAUACCUUUGAGAUUGAAUCACUCAAUGGGGUAUCAGACAUGAGCUCAUUUCCUCGCCAGGUCGCGAUUAUCACCGUCAGCACAGACCAGGGUGGUCCAUCGCUGGUGGGACCUCUGAAGAAAGACUGGGCGUCUCCCAACAGCAUUGCUCUUUCCUGGCAGCAGCCAAAAGAAACAACACUGCCCAUCAUCGACUAUGAGAUCAAAUACUAUGAGAAGGAACACGAGCAGUUGAGUUACUCUUCAACCAGCACCAAGGAUCCCAGUGUGAUCAUCACGGGUUUAAAACCGGCCACCUGGUACGUCUUCAGCGUUCGCACCCGCACGCCAGCUGGAUACAGCUCCUACGCCACCAGAUAUGAAUACAGAACCACAGGAGAUUCCUCAGACCUGGCCUCGGACCAAGGUCAGGUUUUGGUCAUCGUCACAGCAGCAGUGGGUGGUUUUACCCUCCUCGUCAUCCUCACCCUCUUCCUCCUCAUUACUGGAAGGUGCCAGUGGUACAUCAAGGCCAAGAUGACCUCCGAGGAUAAGAGGAGGACCAAUUAUCAGAAUGGACAUGUUCCUUUUCCUGGGAUUAAGACCUAUGUGGACCCUGACACAUACGAGGACCCCGCGCAGGCCGUCCAUGAGUUUACCAAGGAGAUAGACCCAUCUCGGAUCCGAAUUGAGAGGGUGAUUGGAGCCGGUGAGUUUGGAGAAGUGUGCAGCGGCCGCCUGAGAACACCGGGGAAGAAGGAGAUUGCCGUGGCUAUAAAGACGCUGAAAGGAGGCUACGUGGAGCGGCAGAGGCGGGAUUUCCUGCGCGAGGCUUCGAUCAUGGGGCAGUUUGACCAUCCCAACAUCAUCAGGCUGGAGGGCGUGGUCACAAAGAGCAGGCCUGUGAUGAUUGUGGUGGAAUAUAUGGAAAAUGGCUCUCUGGACUCAUUUCUCAGGCAACACGAUGGCCACUUCACCGUCAUCCAGUUGGUCGGCAUGCUGCGUGGCAUCGCCUCAGGCAUGAUGUAUCUGUCAGACAUGGGCUACGUUCACAGAGACCUGGCUGCUCGGAACAUCUUAGUCAACAGCAACCUGGUGUGUAAAGUGUCGGACUUUGGGCUGUCCCGGAUCCUGGAGGAUGAUCCCGAGGCUGCUUACACGACAACGCAGGGUGGAAAGAUCCCGAUUCGAUGGACCGCUCCAGAGGCCAUCUCGUACAGAAAGUUCUCAUCAGCCAGUGAUGCUUGGAGUUAUGGCAUUGUGAUGUGGGAAGUGAUGUCCUAUGGGGAGCGGCCAUAUUGGGAGAUGUCCAAUCAGGAUGUGAUUCUGUCCAUUGAAGAAGGCUACCGGCUUCCAGCGCCAAUGGGCUGUCCUGUGGCGCUCCACCAACUGAUGCUGCACUGCUGGCAGACAGAAAGAAGUCACCGGCCCAGAUUCACAGAUGUCGUCUCCUUCUUGGAUAAACUCAUCCGCAACCCCAGCAGCUUACUGCCACUGAUAGAGGACAUUCAGAGUCUACCAGAGUCUCCCGGGGAGGAAAUGGACUACCCAAUGUUCAUCUCCAUUGGCGACUGGCUGGACUCCAUCAAAAUGAGUCAGUAUAAAAGCAACUUCAUGGCAGCGGGCUACAACACGCUGGAUUCAGUAGCGAGGAUGAGUAUCGAAGAUGUGAGGCGUAUUGGGGUGGAUCUUAUCGGCCACCAGCGGCGGAUCAUCAGCAGUGUCCAGACUCUCCACCUCCAGCUACUGCACGAACAGGAGAAAGGCUUCCACGUAUGAGGUCGUCCUUUCACAUGACCUGGGAUGAACAGAUUGAAGGAGCAGAUGGAAGUGAAGUCUAGACUGUGAGACACACUCUACAAGCCUGUGCCUGAGUCUUAACCCCUCAUCCCGUCUGUUUUAAGGAGGUCAUCGGAGCGGAUGCACUGACUCCUGGGCUUCUUUAAUCCUUCAGUAGUGAACGACUCUUUUUUCUACGACACCCAUUAUAAUACCUGGUCUGGCCAGACUAUUUUUAGACCACCUGAUAGACCUUCCAGUCUGGCUCAGGCCCUUACUUAGGGGAAUGUAAUGCCUUGUUACAGCUGCCGACUUCAAAUAUCUAGACAUGUAGAUUUAUGGACAUAAUCUACUGAAUUCUUCUUUUCGUGCUCAUGUAGCUGCUCCUGCGUGUGCAAAGUUUUUGUUCUCAGAAAAAAAACAAAAAAACAGAAAACACACCGUCACUACUUUUCAUUUUGGAAUUUGAUCAUAAAGGUAUGUGGAUUGGAAUUUGAAUACUUGAAGAGCGCAGUGAAAAGCAAGAUGUAUUGAAUGUUCAAGUGUAUAGAUUAAUCAGUAAUUAUUAUCAUAAUCUUAUAUCUAUAUAUAUAUGUGCAGAUCUGUAUGUCAAAAGCCCUAGUGAAUCUAAAAUCUUAUUUAAAAUCAUAUUUAUUUAUGUCCGAUCAGCAAUAAUCAUGCAGUGUCUCUCACAGAGAGAUGAGGAAUUGUGCAAUGAGAAACUUACCAACAUGGGACUCGCUCAACCGUCCGUGUUUUUUAGUGCCACAUGCCAAGCUCACUAGACUGGUUCAGUUGCCUUCACGUGAAAAACACAUUGUUUUAUGAAUCUGCGAGAAACAUAUAGAAUUGUAAGAGUUGCCUGACAGAAAACAAUCACCACUGUCUUAACAUUCGAAUGUUCACACGGGUCAUUAUUUUUUGCCUAACACGCAAUAACACGGUUAUGGUUCCUCAGAAGUACAUUCAGUCCAAGUAGUCACAAGGAGAUGAAUAGAAGUGACUUGAUCUAAGAACACAACUAACAGUCCAUGUUCAUGUCUAGGCCAGUUUGUGCUUUGCCGUUUUGAUCAUAUAAAGGUUGUUCAAUAUGUGGCAGUAGAGGAAUCAAGUGUACAUAAAAGUAGUCAAAAUGAAAACUUGUUGGAUCUGCAGUAGUGGAUGUCAUGUGGUCAGAUGUUUGCCAUUGAAAUGAUUUAUCUUCAUUCUCUGAGACAAUGGUCGACAGGUGGAACCGUUUUACAAAUAACUAUAUGAAAAAUGGAAAUCAGUGACACUUUUACUUUCAGUGUGAAUUAGCACAGGCUCUGUCCGACUGCAUCGUUUAACGAUUCCGUCUAAAAAAAAAAAAACAAGGUGGACGUUUAUUCUUUAUCCAGUUGGUUUACAGAUGUAUCCGUAUGUUCAAACUUGUUCAAUGCUACGCCCUCUUUUGUAACAAUGUUGAAGUAUCCUUGAGUGAAAUACCGAACGUUGUCAGUGGGUAUAUAAACGUGGUAACAAUGUCAAAGCGCUUUGAGUAUCUCAAAAAGUAGAAAAACGCAAUAGAGUCCAGUUGCAUCUUAUGAUUUUUAUGCCACUUUCACUAUGACUUGAACGGAAUCGUUCAGUUUUUAGCCAUGGAUCACAGGACCUCAAAGUGUAAUAGUACUCCAAAAUACUAUUGUAGUAUUCCAAGCUAAUAAUAAUCCAAAUCUAAUUUUAAAAAAUAAGCCAAUUGGGAGGUUUGCCUUUUGUAAGACGGAAACUGUAUGUUGGUAAUCAUAAUUACCGUAUUUUCCGGACUAUAAGUCACACUUUUUUUCAUAGGCUGGCUGUUCCUUGCGAAAACUGUUUAUGGACACCUUUACUGUUCUUGUUUAUUUUUUGUGUAGCUAAAUAAUCAUUGUGUUAGCCGUUCUCGAUUCUUUUAUUGUUACAACUUGCCUUCCAAGAGAACGUAAUGUCUGUUUUGGUCAAGUAGUUAAAAUAAAUUACCUGCAAAAACUUCGACUUACAUAUACUCUAGUGAGACUUAUGUAUGUUUUUAAAAAUAAGGCAAUGGGAGGUUCGCCUUUUGUAAGACGGAAACUGGAUGUUGGUAAUCAUAAUUACCGUAUUUUCCGGACUAUAAAUCGCACUUUUUUUUCAUAGGCUGGCUGUUCUUGCGACUUAUAAAUGAAAAAAGUUGAUGAACACCUCUACUGUUCUUGUUUAUUUUUUGUGUAGCUAAAUAACCAUUGUGUUUGUUCUCUAUUCUUUUAUUGUUACAACUUGCCUUCCAAGAGGACUUCCAAGAAUGUCUGUUUUGGUCAAGUCGUUCGUAAAAUAAAUUACCCGCAAAAAAUGUGACUUAUAAACCAGUGCGACUUAUGUAUGUUUUUUUUCUACCUAAUUAUGUAUUUUUGGCCUUGUGCGACUUAAGUCCAGAAAAUACGGUAUUUUAAAUAUUAAAAAAAAGUGUUUUAUACUAGUGACUUCUAUAAGUCGCUACCUUUUUAAGUGAGAAUAUUGAAGGAGAUCAAUUUGAGUCCGAGUUAUAGUGAUUUGGGUACUGCAGUAGUACUGUUAAUGGUGUGUUUAUCUACUAUGUACCAAGCAUAAUAUGUGUAGGGCAGUUGCCAGCAAUAGAGCCUGUUAUUCUUCCAAAGGCUGGACUACUCACUCGAUACUCAUCCUCGCUACUGAAUCCAGCGUGUUUUGGUCAAGUAGUUAAAAUGAAUUACCUGCAAAAAAAUGCGACUUAUACUCCAGUGAGACUUAUGACUUAUGUAUGUUUUUAUCUACCUAAUUAUGUAUUUUUGGCCUUGUGCGACUUAUACUCUGGAGCGACUUA